This is a messenger RNA of Neoarthrinium moseri, 3405 nucleotides long. RefSeq lists its product as uncharacterized. NCBI's taxonomy places the organism in Eukaryota, Fungi, Ascomycota, Sordariomycetes, Amphisphaeriales, Apiosporaceae. Bases 1 to 3405 code for a protein of 1134 amino acids. The record is from RefSeq and is a predicted model, not a curated record. The transcript has 2 exons.
AUGUCUGGGAUCGAACUUCUUGGUUUCGCCUGCAAUAUCAUGCAGGUGAUCAGCUUCAGUCGCGAGGUCAUAUCUCUCUGCUCGAAUGUCUACCAGGGAAAGCAUCCCGAUGCUGAGCUGGCAAAGCUUGCCACGUCUCUGCAGGUGGUAUCCUCGGGAGUACAGACACACUUCGACACCAUGCAACCGAGGACAGCCGAUGAGAAACGCCUUUGCGACAUUGCUACUCGAUGUGCCAUUGCCGCCCGCGAUCUUGAUGAGGAGGUCGGCUUCAUUACGUCCCGUCAUAAACAGGGGAAUCUGGCAUCUACGCUACGUAUUGCUGCCCAGACGGCAUGGCGAAAGCGCCGGCUAGAUAGGUUAGAGAAAUCCUUGACGGAACACGAACGUGUGCUCGACACACACUUAAUGGCGCGGGUAUGCAAACAAACGGAUGCCAUUGGGCUGAGACAACAGGAAGGCUUUGAUAAACUCGGAGCUGACAUCCAACAUUUUGUGUCACAAUAUGCGAUAGGCCACAAGAAGCUUCGUGAGUUGGUGAAAUCGGACAUGUCCCUUUCACAGAAACGGUCCGAGAAAGUCAUGAAGACACAUGUCACAAAAGAAAUAACGACAUCCAAAAUCGCUCUUGUAAAUCACAUUGACUCACAAGCUGAGAUAACUACCAAAACAAUUACACGACAUUUCCGUGAUCUCAACGCUCGGGGGAAGGACGAUAGCAGAGAAGAACAAUUUCUACGGAGCUUCAAAUAUCCGGCGAUGAAUGAGCGACGCAACUAUUUGACUGAGUCCCACGAAGGGACUUUCAAGUGGGUCUUCAGCCAAGACAAGCCUUCGAAUGACGAGGACAGAAGGACAGAUUACCAAGAUCCGCCUUGGGACAACUUUGAGGACUGGCUUAGAUCCGACAGCGACAUUUACUGGAUCUGCGGAAAGCCUGGAUCUGGCAAAAGUACAUUGAUGAAGUUUCUUGCCUCCAAUACUUUGACGAAAGAGGCAUUGCGAGCGUGGCGUCAUCAGGUAGUCAUUAUCUCUCAUUUCUUCUGGAAACCCGGAUCAGCAAAUCAAAGGAACGUCAAAGGACUGUUCGCUUCAUUACUCCACCAGUUGCUCACCCUCCGACAAGAUCUCCUGCAAGCAAUAUUGGAGAAUUCUAGUGAUUUAGGGCAGAAAGACUCGGACGCCGACUGGUCCGUGACAGAACUUCGAUCGUUGUGCUUAAGCACGAUGAGAAACUAUCCAUCCUCCAUAUGCAUAUUCCUGGACGGGCUAGAUGAAAUAUGCGACGAGGAAGGGUCAGGCUCAUUGAUGGAGAUCUUGGACACAAUGAAGGCAAUUCCGAGUGUGAAGAUAUGUGUUGCUAGCCGACCAGAGAAGCGCUUCGAAUGUCACUUGUCUCGGUUUCCUCACCUCAAGCUUCAAGGUCUGACUUCUAAGGACAUACGGCAUUACGCCGACCGAACAUUGCGGCCUUUCUGGAGUCGUCGUCAGGAUCUGUCGGUAUCGGUUCUGGACAAGGAAAUAUUGCCCGUGUUAAGCGAGAAAGCCCAGGGGGUGUUCCUCUGGAUCAGGCUUGCAGUGAAAAACUUGAUGAGUGGACUGGAGAACAGUGAUAGCGAUGAAGACUUGAUCUUGCGUCUACACGAUCUUCCAACAGAGAUAUCGCGGAUGUAUUACGAAAUGUGGGCUAGGCUCAACAAGAACACAAAAGUUUAUCGAGAAUCAACAGCCAAGUAUUUGAACCUGCUCAUUGCCCAUCGAGAACUGGAGGAUUAUGCGAGUAAGCAAGGUUACUCCAACAAACCAGCACGCGUCCUCGAGAUCAUGGGAGCCACAAAUUUAUCCCUCCAGUCCAGGUUGUUCACUACCGGCCAAGUACCAGCAGCAGAAGUCAUCAAUGACCAGUAUGACCGGACCCGAGAACUGAUAGAUAUGAGGUGCGUUGGCUUGGUAGAUACAACACCGUUGUGGAAGGCUCGCUCAAUACCUCGGAACAAUCAUCCUGAAGAGUGCCUUAAACCAAGCCUUAUACCGGACUUAUCCUUGAGAGCAACCUUCAUUCACCGAACUGCGUACGACUUUCUAGUAGAUACUGAGGAAGGCCACCACAUCCGGGCUUACGACUCUUCUUCAGUGGGUGAGAGGUAUCUCCAAGUGGUCCGAGGUCAACUGGUGGCAGCUGUUAUCAGUCAAAAUGAGUCCCUUUGCUCCUUACUCCCUAAAAUAGCUUUCACAAGUCGUUUUGUACCUCAACGUAUGACUUACGACUUCUUGAAAGUAUGCUGGAAGCUGCAUAAUCGCACCUCCAUUCGAUUCGAUUUUCUCCCGCGGCCAGAUGAGCCGCGGCCAGAUGACACCAGGCCUCACUUUUUGACUGCUCUAACCUGCCCUGAGUUCAAAGACUUCAUUUCGGUCAGCAUCAAAAAGAGCCCGAGGCCAUCGGCUCUAGCAACUGAGCUGCUCCGGGAUAUGCUACUCCGGGAUAUGCUGCUCCGGGAUAUGCGGGAUAUGCUGCGUCCCAUCAUGUUCAAUCAAUCUAGCUUCUUUUAUUUCAACCCGUUGAUAUCGCUAGGCGCUGAUCCGAAGCUCAGAGGUCCAUCGUAUCAGAUGAAUGCAGGGCCUUUGAACGGUGAUGGAGUAUUUCUAUAUUCCGUUACGCCGUUCCAGUUACUGCUCCAAAUUGAACUGAAACAUUCCUUAUUCAACCGGGUCAACAAGCCCCUCGAAAAUCCGACUCGUGUCGAGGUUCCAGUGGAACUCUUACAGCUUUUCAAGGAUAAGGACUCGGCAUUGAACGAGCCAUUAUGGAUGUCAUUGAGUAUUUCCCCGCACAUUUGUAACAUAGCUCCCCACGAGGGAUAUUGGGGGCGACUAGCGAGAUUUGAGGAGGGACCCAAUGAAACCAUGGACCCAGAAUGUCUACAGGAAACCAGGAUGAUUGUUGAGAUGAAAACAUCUUCUGUGCUAGAAGAUCUCUGUAGGCGACAUCGGGCUUAUUAUGGAAGAGCGAGAUCAUCUGCUCUAGUAACCUGCCUCGAAGAGCCAGCACAGUAUAUCUCCUGCAUAAACAUUCGCUAUCUUGAAUUCACUGAAUUUGUGGGGGGACACAUUAUGAGUUAUAGGGUAAGAGUUCGAGAAAGUACCCAAGACAUUGAGCCGCUCAUCGCAUCAUGGCUGUAUGGCGAAAUUGAAGAAUACCCUAGUGAAACAGUUUGGGGGGCAGUGAAACGACUUUAUUGCGACUUUGCAGCUGGUUCGACGAGAUACGAGAGGGUCUAUGGCGAUGUAAGGGCAAAUUUAGCGGAUGAAGGACUUGGGUUCUGCAGAGUCACCAAGGAGGAGGCCAAGGAACGCGCUCAGCACAUGAGAGAUGAAGAUAUUGAGGCUCCGGGCCACUGGCUUUGA